Sorex fumeus (smoky shrew) is the source of this 1204-nucleotide messenger RNA. RefSeq names its product B-box and SPRY domain containing (gene BSPRY). Gene Ontology annotation, molecular function: zinc ion binding; protein binding. Bases 1 to 1197 code for a protein of 398 amino acids. The record is from RefSeq and is a predicted model, not a curated record. NCBI's taxonomy places the organism in Eukaryota, Metazoa, Chordata, Mammalia, Eulipotyphla, Soricidae. The transcript is spliced from 6 exons.
AUGUCCGGGGAGAGCGCGGGGCCCGGGCCGGGGUCCGAGGCGGGCCCGCGGUGCCCGCAGCACGGCCGCGCGCUCAGCUGGUUCUGCGGCUCCGAGCGCCGGCCCGUGUGCGCCGCCUGCGUCGGGCUGGGCGGCCGCUGCCAGGGCCACCGCGUCCGGCCGGCCGGGGAGCACGCGGACGAGCUGCGGAACAAGAUCGUGGACCAGUGUGAGCGGCUGCAACUGCAGAGUGCCGGCAUCACCAAAUACGUGGCUGAGGUCUUGCCAGAAAAAAACCAGAGAGCUGUGAGCACAGCCAGUGCGGCACGGGAGCUGGUCAUCCAGCGGCUGGGGCUCGUGCGGAGCCUGUGUGAGAGUGAGGAGCAGAGGCUGCUGGAAGAGGUGCAUGGGGAGGAGGAGCGGGCCAACCAGAGCAUCCUGACGCAGCGCGUCCACUGGGCUGAGGCCCUGCAGAAGCUCGAUGCCAUCCGCAGUGGCCUGGUGGACAUGCUCACCCAUCUGGACGACCUCCAGCUGAUCCAGAAGGAGGAGGAGAUUUUUGAGCGGACCGAAGCAGCUGAGGGUAUUUUGGAUCCCCAAGAAUCGGAGAAGUUGAACUUCAAUGAGAAGUGCACUCGGAGUCCGCUGCUGACUCAGCUCUGGGUGACGGCUGUCCUGGGGUCCCUCUCAGGCACAGAGGACGUGCGCAUUGACGAGAGGACGGCCAGCCCGCUGCUGCAGCUGUCAGCCGACCGGAAGACCCUGACCUUCAGCGCCAAGAGGUCCAGGGCGUGCGUGGACGGCCCGCAGCGCUUCGACCACUGGCCCAACGCCCUGGCGGCCACCGCCUUCCAGGCCGGCCUGCACGCCUGGACGGUGGACGUGCGGGACAGCUGCGCCUACAAGGUGGGCGUGGCCCUGGGCCAGCUGCCGCGCAAGGGCCCGGGCAGCGACGCGCGGCUGGGCCACAACGCCUUCUCCUGGGUCUUCUCCCGCUACGGCCAGGAGUUCCGCUUCUCGCACGGCGGCCAGCACGAGCCCCUGGGGCUGCUGCGCCCCCCGGCCCGGCUCGGGGUGCUGCUGGACCUGCAGGCGCAGGAGCUGCUCUUCUACGAGGCGGCCUCGGGCGCGCUGCUGCACGCCCACCGCGCCGCCUUCCCGGGGCCGCUCUUCCCGGUCUUCGCGGUGGCUGACCAGGCCAUCUCCAUCGCCCGCUGAGCCCGCC